GCCAGUAUUCUGUCUGCUCUGGCAACCUCAGUCCCUCUUGUCCUGGGAUGGAUGGGUACAGGUAUGAAGGAGAUGCUCAGCAAGGACUCUAUGACUACAGGCUGAUUGUUGGGGACGUGAAGGAGCCCCCACUGUCCCCGACACGUACCUCCCAUCGACGCUCACUCAUUAAUGGUUUCUCACCAGUACACAGUGGUCACCUCCAUGGGCAUGAAACAGCAGCACAGAGGUACAGUGCUACCCGGCUGCAGGCGGGGUAUGAACCUGAGAGCAUGGCAGACUACCUGAUUAGUGGCGGGACUGGAUACGUACCUGAAGAUGGACUCACUGCCCAGCAGCUCUUUGCUAUUUCUGAUGGACUCACCUACAAUGACUUCUUGAUUCUUCCGGGUUUUAUUGACUUUACUGCUGAUGAAGUGGAUCUGACAUCUGCUCUGACUCGCAAAAUCACACUGAAGACUCCCUUGAUUUCCUCUCCCAUGGACACUGUUACAGAAUCUGAUAUGGCAAUUGCAAUGGCAUUAAUGGGAGGUAUUGGAAUCAUUCAUCACAAUUGCACACCAGAGUUCCAAGCCAAUGAAGUGCGCAAAGUGAAAAAAUUUGAGCAAGGCUUCAUCACUGACCCUGUGGUUAUGAGCCCCAACCACACUGUUGGAGAUGUAUUUGAAGCAAAAACUCGUCAUGGGUUUUCAGGGAUGCCCGUCACUGAAACUGGAAAGAUGGGCAGCAAGCUGGUGGGGAUAGUCACUUCAAGGGACAUUGACUUCUUAACAGAAAAGGACUAUACAACCUAUUUGAGUGAGGUAAUGACCAGGCGAGAAGAUCUAGUUGUCGCUCCAGCAGGUGUUACCCUUAAAGAAGCCAAUGAAAUCUUGCAACGUAGUAAAAAAGGAAAACUUCCCAUCGUUAAUGACAGUGAUGAGCUGGUUGCUAUUAUUGCGAGGACAGAUUUAAAAAAGAACAGAGACUACCCAUUGGCCUCCAAAGACUGCAGGAAGCAGCUGCUGUGUGGGGCAGCUAUUGGGACCAGAGAAGAUGACAAGUACCGGCUGGACCUGCUCGUGCAAGCUGGUGUGGAUGUGGUCGUUCUGGACUCGUCUCAGGGGAAUUCUGUUUAUCAGAUAAACAUGAUCCAUUACAUUAAGCAGAAAUACCCCGAACUUCAGGUGGCUGGUGGCAAUGUGGUGACUGCAGCACAAGCUAAGAAUCUGAUUGAUGCCGGUGUGGACGCCCUCCGGGUCGGCAUGGGAUGUGGCUCUAUAUGCAUUACGCAGGAAGUAAUGGCUUGUGGCAGGCCUCAAGGGACUGCAGUAUACAAAGUGGCCGAGUAUGCUCGCCGUUUCGGCGUUCCUGUCAUAGCAGAUGGAGGGAUUCAAACUGUGGGUCAUGUGGUAAAAGCAUUGGCUCUUGGGGCUUCAACAGUGAUGAUGGGCUCAUUGCUAGCUGCCACCACAGAGGCUCCAGGUGAAUAUUUCUUUUCUGAUGGUGUGAGGCUCAAGAAGUACAGAGGCAUGGGCUCGUUGGAUGCAAUGGAGAAGAAUGCUAGCAGUCAGAAGAGAUAUUUUAGUGAAGGCGACAAGGUUAAAGUAGCCCAAGGAGUGUCUGGGUCCAUUCAGGACAAAGGAUCAAUCCAUAAGUUUGUACCGUACCUAAUAGCAGGCAUUCAACAUGGCUGCCAGGAUAUUGGUGCCAAGAGCCUUUCCAUACUUCGUUCCAUGAUGUAUUCAGGGGAGCUCAAGUUAGAGAAGAGAACUAUGUCUGCUCAAGUGGAAGGUGGAGUCCAUGGUCUUCAUUCUUACGAGAAGCGGCUGUACUGAGGUAGGGAGACGCACGCACCGUCGGUCAACACCCAACAUUCCUUCUCUGGUCCCAACCAAGUCCUUGUGAUGCACCAGACUCCAGCCCUUAGCCUAUUCCCUUCCCAAGAUGAUGCAGGAAAUCCAACGUAUCACUGUUUACUGACUCGCCGAGUGGAGAGUAUUUGCACUAUAAACACCUCUUCAUUGGGCGUGUGAAAAGACUUCAACGAUUUAAACACCAUGACCACGAUCCUGCAAAUACGCUAUUAGCGCGAACUAACUACUCUAACUCAUAUUCUUUUCUUCCUUCUGUGAUUCCUGAGCAUUCCUUUUGAAGCUGCAAAGGCUAAACAAAUUAUUUUCAAAGAGGGGAAAUGUUUAUCGAAUAUGCCAAUUCCUAAUCUUGUGACCUAAGCAUGGAAGAGCUAUAGAUACAUUGAUAAAAGAAAUCUCCAUUCCUAUACCAAA
Molecule: messenger RNA, 2267 nt
Organism: Spea bombifrons (plains spadefoot toad)
Lineage: Eukaryota; Metazoa; Chordata; Amphibia; Anura; Pelobatidae
Gene: IMPDH1
Product: inosine monophosphate dehydrogenase 1
Exons: 16
Coding region: 48-1817 (589 amino acids)
Biological process (GO): GTP biosynthetic process
Cellular component (GO): cytoplasm
Molecular function (GO): IMP dehydrogenase activity
Source: RefSeq, a predicted model, not a curated record